AUUCUCUGAGUGUUUCUUCAAGAAUCGGUCAAUACGUGUAUAUUGUAUAGAGUUUACAGCAUGCAUUGUUUCACACUACUGAUACUGUCUAUGACAGUGCUGCUCGUGUUAGGAGAACAUUCGGAAGACUCGAAGAGUUCCAUUCCAAGUAAAUUACUGAGAUCGGCGAAAGAAGCCAAUGAUUUCAUUGGAAGUCAACAGAAACGGAACCUCAGAAAACGCUCCGCCAGCCGAGAAUGGGGGGAAAUGUUUGAAAAUGAGGAACAGGAAGAACGAGAGGACGUGAGAGGAGAAAACUGGGGCCGUCCAAGUGGGGGUUGGGGCCGUCCCAGUGGAGGUUGGGGGCGUCCUGAUGAUAGCUGGAGGCUUCCCAGUGGAGGCUGGAGGCAUCCCGGUGGUGGCCGGAGGUAUCCCAGCGGACGUUGGGGACGUCGUGGUGAGGAAUGGGAGGAAAAUGAGGGGUGAGUGAUAAUACUGAAGAAGGACGAAGAAAACACCGGGAAACAGAGCGAAGAAUAAUAUAGACCGGAAGGGAGUGGGGUGGGAGAGGGAGUAUUAAAAUGAGCAAAUAA
Molecule: messenger RNA, 572 nt
Organism: Gigantopelta aegis
Lineage: Eukaryota; Metazoa; Mollusca; Gastropoda; Neomphalida; Peltospiridae
Exons: 3
Coding region: 61-465 (134 amino acids)
Source: RefSeq, a predicted model, not a curated record